Molecule: messenger RNA, 1917 nt
Organism: Tachyglossus aculeatus (Australian echidna)
Lineage: Eukaryota; Metazoa; Chordata; Mammalia; Monotremata; Tachyglossidae
Gene: TMEM71
Product: transmembrane protein 71
Source: RefSeq, a predicted model, not a curated record
AUUUUCCAUCCCAGAGAAGCUUUUGUUGACGACCAAACUGUACGUGUGUGCGCGUCUAACUCUACCGACGGACCUAAGACUGUGUUCAGCUUGCUUGGAAGAUUUUUCACCUGUUGACAGUCCCAGGAGGUCUCCUCUGACGGUCAACUUUCCGCAAAGAUGGACAUUUAUCGGAAUCUCCUGACAGUGGCAAAGGAGAGAAGAGACCGGACAAUCCCUCCAGAGUUACAAUGGACUCCGGCGUUUGAGAGGGAAUCCAGCAGGCGGUCGUCACCUGACUGUGGUUUUCCAAGCUGGUCCCGUGCCUUCCUGGACGGCGACCUCUCCUUCGAAUGCUGCCCCAGCAAUCUCCUGAAGGACUCACGCCUGGCCUGCCGUCGCAGCCCCCGGCUCCUCACCAACGGCUACUACGUCCUGACCGAAGACAGCUUCCUCUCGGACGAGGACGGCAACGUAACCCUCAGCCCCUCUCACACCAGUGUCAUCUACAAAGAAAAUUCAGUGAGAAUAUUUAGAAGGAGGAAAAAACUCCGCCGCUCUCUCGCUUCACUAUUCGAUCUCGGCGAUGACGACGCUUGGCUCCAUGGGGGUGUCUUUAUUGAUGCGGAUUCCCCCUUAGGAGAGGUGGUCUGGGUCAAAAGGGACAACAGUCCGGAUCCGUGCCUUUCCCGCGAAAGGGGUGACACUGACUUUUCUGCCAAACCCAGGCCCUGGGUUCCAGACGAGGCAGCUGAAGCCCUGACCGAAUCUUCCGCAUCCAACAACGACGUACGUGGGCUUCCAAGAGGAAAGAGCUCGGCUUCGUUUCUUCCAUCUCCACCGGUUGUCCCAUGGGAUUUCCGGGGACGAACUCUGGGUCCCUCAAACUCAAAUUCGCUGAGAAAUGUCUUUUACCAAGUCAUCCUGCUUACCACAUGCUUAAUCGUUUCUCUCUGUGCAAGAUGCUUGCUAGGAGGACUCUUUGCCACUCUCCUGAUAUUUCCCCUGGUGCUAACUUUAAUUUGUUGGUCCAAGUUUGAAAAAUCAUUUCCAGGUUCUUUCGUGGGGGGCCGAGUCAACAUUUCUAGGGGUUGGUGCAACCGGAGGGGGCGAAGUGGAAGUGGAAGCCCGUGGAAGUUCAAAAUGAGAGAAGAGGAAGAGCCCAAGGCGGGCCAUGAAGUCGGUCAGGCCCGGGGAGAGGAUUGGCAGUGGGAAAGCCCCGGGCAGAAAUCCCAGCCAGAAGACCCCCUUCUCCCACAGGGAGCUCAGUCACGAUGGAGCAGCAGCGAAACAAAGGUCCGGCUCAAAUGAGCAGCCUCAAGUUGAAUCCCCGGCUUUUAUUCUGACUCCUGAGGGCAUCGGGUAAGGCCAAAAUGGGGUCAAGCGGGCCCUUGACUGGCCGCAUCCGUCCAUUAAUAAUAAUAAUGUUGGUAUUUGUUAAGCGCUUACUAUGUGCAAAGCACUGUUCGUUCAUUCUGAAUCUCCCCUGCCAACUGGGCUCUCCCUAGCCAGGAGCUGCGGCUCCCACCGGGCAAAGAGGGAGGCUUGGUGUAGUUCUAAUCUGAAGGCUUUCUCCCACUGUUGUUUGCUUUAUUUCAUCUGCCUCGGGCUGGGCUCACCUGGCAGCCACAGCUGCUGUGCAGGCAUUUGGAAAACAAAGGUGACAGCAGGUGGACUUUGAGCCCGGUAGCCACUUCCCACCCGGUUUUUAAAUCCUGUUUGUCAGACAGGGAAAACAAGAGAGAACGGGCCAACCCAAGGACCGCCCUGACAGAAAGGGCCAGGACGGACACAACAGGCCUGUGCCAUGCCCUACCUGGAUUGAUGUUUCACUUUAGUGCCCCAGAGACUUGUGCCAGGAGUAAGAGACAGAGAGACACAGAUGGGAUAGAAAAGGAGCUUUCUUCUCCUCAGCCCUUCCAAGCCUAGUGGAGAAAG